ACUUUUACUUACAUCGAAGUCAUGCAUUGGAUUUUUCGUCUUCCAAAGACAACCCGGAGUUCCCCUUGGUAUUAUUCGCUUAGAAAACAUCGGCUUUCAUGUGUGCACUAAUGGCCAUCAUUGGCAUUUAGAGCAGUUUUCCAAGCGACAGCCGUGGCGGGGAUGUAGAUGUGAAGACUUCUUUUUGCGCGUUCUGCGCCAAUAAUAACGGGAACGCAGUAGAUUGAUAUAUGUUUGAAAAGGCAGGCUGCUUCCCGAAACUCGCCGUCUGAGUGCCGUCAGGCUGAGAAACGACGGGAGCGGUGGAGGGGGGGUUGCAGCCUACGGCCUCAGUCAGGCGAUGGUACGUGAGUAAAUUCCGCUGAAAAUGUGGAAGAGUGUUGGCUUUGCGGUCCUGUGUUUCCUUUUGAUUCUGUCACCUUCAUUUGUUCUUUCAAUAAGCGUCACUGAAAAGUGGUAGCUUACGCUUCUUCUUCGCAGAAGACGUGUUCAGAAGAUCCGCUGGUUUUCCGCGAGGGCACUCAACGAGGUCAAAAGUAGCGCAACGCCUUCGAUGUGGUGUCACUGGUGGACUCAACAUGCAGCAACAAAAAUUUGUGUAUCUAGUGUGUUCAACUGAGCACUUGUGUAAAAGUAAUGCGUUGUCAUUCGGUUCUUGUGGACUGGAUAGGAAGUUGUGGGGUUCUCGCCUCGACUUCGUAAUAGUUUAGAAACGCGCCUGUUUAAGUGUUGCCGUGUAGGAGGGAACCUAUACGGGAAUUAUGGUACGCGCCUUGUGUGUUGGGCAUAGUUCGUGAUUUUAGCUGAGAAAAAGUUGUCGGGAUGUUCGCUGUCAUUUAGAUCCCUUUUUUGGAUGAGCCAGAGGGAAGGGAACCUAGUAGGAAACAGGAACGGGACGGAGGGAGGAGUGACACACGACGAGUGAGACAACACGAAACACAAGAACAGAGGGGGAAAACACGACGAAGGCAGAACUGUCGCGGCUGAUGAAACAAGGACCCGUUUACGACGGAGAAAGACCCCGAAAAGAGAGACGGCAGCAAAGUGACGGGAGAACGCAAAGAAGGGAAACAGGAGAAACGUGCGGGAACGAGAUUCAAUUUAAAGCAAGAAGAGAGGUCAAGGUGGCCAGAAGGAACAAAGAGGAGACGACGCAGGGCAAAGUUAUCUACGGCAAAAAGGAGAUCGUCCUCAGUUCCUCCGGAAAUCAUGGCCGUGCCAGGAAGUAGACAGGCAGCCUUUUGGGUUCCGAUUUGCAUUGCGGUUUUCUCUCUCUUCUCCACACUCUACCUAGCAAUGGACUGGAUAAUGACAAUGUUCGAAAUUGGCCGGCCGGAGUAUCCAACUCAAGAGCAAGUCGAAUCGCAAUCGAUUCACUGGCACCCCCCGCCGACGAGUUUAGGAAGUGUCUUUCUUCCAAUUUCGUUUGCCCUGGGUUGUCUGACGUUCGCUUCCUCAUGUAUAGCGACGAUACGCGCUACGAAGGGUGCAAAGGACGAGAAUGCGUUGGCGGCGAACUGGCUGUUCUACCUCACUUUCUUCAUUUCUGCAGGCUUCGUGGCCACCAAUCUGAUGUUGUCGAUCAACGCAUGGUUGGCAAGACAGGAAGUUCGCGCGAGCUUUCUCUGUUCUCCUACCCAAGGCACUACGCUGCCUCAACAGAUUUGUACCCGGUUGUCCACAUGGAGACAGGAUAAUGACCUCAAGCUGCUGGUUCUCUUUCUGGUGUCGGGAGGUGCCGCGCUGGCUACGGGAGUGCUGACAGUCUGUCUGCUUGUCCUCAUCUGCAAGGCAGUGUGGUUUCCUCCUCUAGAAUACCCAGAAUUCCCUGCGAAAGGCACGACUCCGACUCGAGAUGUUUUACAGCUCUCGCCCUACGCCGUCAAAGCUGUUCAAGAAGCAGGGCGUCAAUAUUCCUCCUCAACAUUCCACAAUUCAGGGUCUGAAUUCGGCGUGCCAGUCGGAGUUGGCGCCUACGAUUUGUCGCCUGCAUCAUCCUGGUCGUCAAUAGCGCGAAGCAAGCGACAUAAUUUGUCAGCCGUUUUGCCGCACCGUUAGAUUCACGUGAAAACGCCGAUAGUGUCUCGGCAUUUAUUCUGCUCGUCUCUGCGUCAAGGCAACGACGCCACAACACUAGCAGCGGCAAAAAGCUGUAAUUCUUGUCGCUUUAAUCGCAAAAUGGUGAUGUUUAGUUUAAGCAGUCACCUUGUGGCAAAGUGUUGUUGGACAUUUUUUCCUCAGAAACAAGCAGGAGGAGCCAACCUUAGCUACGUUUGUGACGAUAUGGGUUCACUUAUGGAAAGAAAGGUACACUUCGUUUCGUUCGAUAGUCCGCGCUUAGUCUUACCGUCUCAUAAGACAUGAUUAUUUGUAAGUUUUUUCUGGGAAGUACAGAAAAAACUUGAAAAUAAUACUGGCUGAGAGAUGAGUACGCGUAGCAGAAGACAGUGUUGUGCAGGCGGCGGGUGCUGUCGGUAAGAGAUGGCGUUUCGUCAAUCCUCUCUAGUAGUUCCGUUGCCGAGUAAACUCCCGUGGUGGCAGGUUCUUUUGUUUUCGGGGACAGCAGCAUUCAAGAAGGGAGAGAGUGCAGCGGCCACGCAAAGGAACAUGGAGAUGUUCCAACCGGCUGACAGGUGCACUCGUGUGUAGGAACAAAGUCGGGGCGAACAAAGCAACGGAAAUUUGCCUGAGACCAUGACUCCAGCGAUAUAGAAAUGCAGUGAGGACGGAAGUCCAUCGCAGCGACAGUUCGUCAGACAAGGUUGUACAGGUGAAGUAGCGUGUUUCGAUCUCUGUUUCCCAUGGUUCUAAUUACGUGUCUCUGGUAGCUGGCAUUCUUUCUGUGUCGAUCGUGCCUGUUGAUAUCCCUUUCGGUUGUUCACCACUCCAAGUUUGCUUAGUCGCUUUUUCUCUCCUUCUUCUUCAAGUCGUUGACUUGUAUCCUUUGUUGGACGGUGGUCGGCUUUCUCUUCGUUUCACUUUCUGCAGCUGUCUUCGUCCGACCGCGUUCAUGCAGCAUUUUUUUCGUUUGGUGGGGUCGUCACUUCUCCCUUAGCCCUGGUUGUUUCUCGCUUUUCCUCGUUCCUCACCGAAAGCUCCUUUAGACUCUCUCAAAACCCGAGUUAUAUGUCUACCAUUGCUGCUAUUCCAAUUCGUGAAGGGUUCGGACUCGCGGAGUGAACUGGAAAAGUUGCCUGUGAAGAACUUGUAGUUUUCCACGUAGAAGGAACUGGCCAUAUAUCGGAGACAGGUCAGCUGGUUUUUUUCAGGUUCUCAGCUGUCUCCUGCGUCCUCCAACGAAGUGUUUAAAGGGAUGGUAUUGUAGAAACAAGCAGCCGGGUCUGUCGGCAAUACUGCCCGCUCCCGCAUUCUUCGUUAUUCACCACGUUGCGCUUUAUUUCGUUGAGAGAAAACCUGUGGGUAAAGUCCUUCCAUAAACAUCCAUGUCGAGCAAACACUCCUAUUCUCCGGUGAGCCGGCUUUGCUGUAGAAAACGUGCAGCAUUUUCUGCUCGAUAGAAUCGAAGAGUUGCGAAAUGGCUUUCCCACCGGAAGAAUGUAUUUUUGCCGCGUUUUGUAGAUAGUGACACUUUAUCUACGUGUCCGUGGAGAAUCGUGUACAUCCAUCCGUGCGAUUGCACGUGUCAUUGCCGCAGCCGCUAGAACGGUAGAAACGCAUAUGUUUCGUCUCAGUCAAAUUCUAGAACCUGUUUCUUGAAUAAAUUCGCGUGAAACCUGUGACAGCCGCUGCUAGUGAAGUUGCUUUCAGAGCCGUGUCAUCCCGGUGCUCCUCUCUGUCUUUGUAGAAUAAUCCGUGUAUUUCCUACACACUAACAACCGCCCAGAGUCUACCAAAGGGAAUAUCGUGACCUUUGUACACUCGUGUUUUAGUUUCAAAAACUCC
This is a messenger RNA of Toxoplasma gondii ME49, 3903 nucleotides long. RefSeq lists its product as hypothetical. The transcript has 6 exons. NCBI's taxonomy places the organism in Eukaryota, Apicomplexa, Conoidasida, Eucoccidiorida, Sarcocystidae. The record is from RefSeq and is a predicted model, not a curated record. The coding region runs from base 1210 to 2058 and encodes 282 amino acids.